ACUUAAAUCUACUUACUGAUAAGACCCGGGUACAAUAGCUGAUUACAUCGAAAAUUUUUGAGUGAUUUUAGAAAAAUAAUGCUUGGUGAAGACUAUCUGUGCGUAUAUAUGUGAUGCAACUAAUUAGUGAUCAGUGUUUUGGUUUCUAUCUUAACUAUGAGGAAAAAGUGUCCUCUACGUCGAAAGAUGUACGAAAGCUCGUGUUCGUAUCAAGGGGCGUUGGAGUUAAAGAGAAGCGCGUCAGCGACAUGUCCUUUGGGUAUUAAAACCGAGGAGUUUUCUACUGCAUCAGAUUGGCCUGCCUACAGGUUUUGUAACCCAAGCACUUUCGAGCAAUUGAAGCAGAGUGUGGAAAAGGCCAAGGCUGCACUUCAGGACCGAAGUAGUUUUUUCGGGAACGGUAGUGCGUUCAGUGACUUGUAUAAUGUGUCAACGGGAAGAUCUCAAGAUAAUAUUACAGAUAGUUCUAGUAGGUUAAGAGACAAUAAUGAAAUUGAUAUUAAAAGGAGUGAUACUUCGUACAAAGGUUCAUGGGGCUCGCACGCUACAUCGCAGUCGCAAGGUUACGGAACGAACAGCCUCACGGGGAUGACAAAAGCGUCAUUAGAUCCUCAUAGUCAUUUACGACAACCAGAUCCAUAUCAAAUGUUUGGACCCACAAGUAGUCGUUUAGCUAGUUCAGGAUCGGGUCAGAUACAAUUGUGGCAGUUUCUCUUAGAAUUACUGAGCGAUUCGUCAAAUGCAGCUUGUAUUACGUGGGAGGGAACCAACGGAGAAUUUAAAUUAACAGAUCCAGAUGAAGUUGCAAGAAGAUGGGGAGAAAGGAAAUCUAAACCGAAUAUGAACUACGAUAAAUUAUCCAGAGCGCUCAGAUAUUAUUAUGAUAAGAACAUAAUGACCAAAGUCCAUGGUAAGCGGUAUGCGUACAAAUUUGAUUUUCAAGGCUUAGCUGCUGCUACUCAACCAGCCACUAGUGAUCCCAGCAGUUAUAAAUACCAAAGUGAACUAUUUAUGAGUUCAUAUCAUCACAGCGCGAAGUUGGGCAGUUUCAUGAGUCCGCACGCUACGAUACCCAGUUCAGCAGCUUCCAUAUUUCCAUCCCCGGGUUCAUAUUGGAGUAAUCCAAGUGCAAAUUUAUACUCGAACAUAGCAGCUAGCACGCAUUCGAUAAGCCAUCAUGCAGGACCACAUCUAGGAGCGCCUCCUCUAGGCUCAUAUCCGCAUUACGCAUGACCUGCUUCGAGCUCUUCGUCAGGAUCAGACUGGACAAAGAAACUGACUAUGUAGGAUGGAAAAAUGCCUGAUAUACGUUACUUUGACAACAUUUAGAAUCAAAUCGAAUUUACGAAAUUUAAGCAUAUAUGAAUCAAGUUUUUUUUUAACUACAUUGAGGUUUUUCGUUUCAAGCAAUAAGUUGUAUUAGAUGUUUAGAUUCAUCGUUCAUUCAAAUAAACUCCAAAGGAAUGAGAUACUUUCAAUGUGAGAUGGAUUCAUUGGAGUUAAAUGGACUUUUAGCAAAGCUCGUUUUGAUAUUUUUUUUUGUUGUUGACAUGUUGAUUUGAAAUUUUGGGGGUCAAUAAACAAUUCUUAUAAUUUAUAUCUUAUUCGAUCCAUUGGCAUUGGAAUAAUCUAUUGAUCAGAACGUCUAUAUUGAGAUAUAGACCAGGGUAGAAGCCUUAAAAAAAAUAAAAAGUGGAAAAACAAUAGAAUGGUGAAACCUAUUGAGAAAUGAGAAGAAUAUGAAAAAAAUAGAAGGAAAAAUAAUUAACAGGCGAUCUGGGGUCGGGAAGGAAAAGGGGGUGAGUUUUUAAGAAUAAAAAACGGUUUAUAUAAAACAAUAUUACCAAGGUCAUGGUAAACUUACCCAGAAAUGGCAAAAAAUAAAACGAAAAAACUCGCAUCCGAUUUUUUUUAAUCAUUAUGCACAAUUUUUAGAUAUUUAUUAAAUUUUUAGACUAUUGUUUAUCUAGGUAACAUGGAAUCUAACAUUUUUCGUGUAAUUAGAGUAGAAAAAUUCAAAAAAUAACUAAAAAUUGUACGUAAAAACUAAAAAAAAUUCGGAUGUGGGUUUUUUUCGUCUUACCUUUUGCUUUUUCUGAGAAAAUUCACCAUCAGGAAGUAGACAUUUCAACGAACAAAAAUCUCACCGACUUUUUAAAGAGACAAGAGAAUUUUCGAUUGAAAAUUAAGAUGUUUUUUCGAUAUUAAGUUUAAAAAUAAAUAUUUCGUAUCAUAUGAAUUACACUAUAUAUGGAACAUAAAAAGGUAACUUUUCACAAAAUUUCGUGAAGAAGAUAAAAAUAAAAAUUUCGGUUUUUUGAAUUUUUCACAUAAAUUUUGAGGUUAAGUAUAAAAAGUUUUGAUACAAAUAUUAUAGAUCUACUUAUUACCUACAAUUUUAUCUUUUGACUUUUUUCUAUAGGACUUGUAGUUUUGACAGAAAUCAAGAUAAACCGUUUUUUACCAUUAAAAACUUACCCCCUUUUCCUUCCCGACCUCAGUUCGCUCAUAAAUUAUUUUUCCUUCUAUUUUUAUCGUAUUCUCCUCCUUUUGCAUUGUGUUUCAUACUACUAUUAUUAUUUUUGGUUUCAAAAAUUAUCGACUCUGGUCUAAUAACAUAAGUACUGGUACCAGUAUGUUUGGAGUAGUCAUAUUUUUAAUAGCAAAGUAACUGUAUUUAUUGAUAUAGUGAUUUUAAUUAAUUGAGAUCUAACCAAAAUUAAUCAGGAAAAAAUAUUCGAUUGUCUAACAUUUCAGUUUUGAUCACACGUGUGAGUGAGGUAGAAAUGAAAAACUAGUUUGGAAAACUUCAAGAAUUAUGAGAAUAUAAUUCUAUUUCGUAUCUAUGUCAAAUGAAAAAUUCUUUUUGUAACUAUUCACUUAUUUUAGAAUUUACAGUUUCUUGAAUGUUUCUUAAUUUCAUUGACAAUUUGCAAAGCUCAGUACCACGUGAUAUUUAGAGAGCAUGAUAUAGAAGGAAUUGCUCAGUAACAGUUUUCUAUAAUAAAAAAGGUAUCUCUUCAAUUUAGUUACUAAAUUCGUGACAUAAAUCUGAAAUUCUCAUUUAUAUAAUCUUACGACUUCUUCGAUUUGAAGUUGGUCAAAUUAAAGAGCAAUGAUGCUAAUGACGAUAAACACAAAGAGGACAGUAAUAAGCACACGCAUUUCAGUAGCCAACCGCGUAUUGGAGGGAAAGAAAAUUUUUUGAUUAUUCUUAAAUUUUCUAAUUUUAUUAUUGUUCAAUUUAUUAUCUUUUUUCCAGUCUAUAUCAUGUAAAUUCUGAAUUAUUUUUCGAAAGAUCCCUUAAAUAGAUACGAAUAAGAUACAUAAAAAGUUUUCUGGCUAUAUUCAUAUUCUUUUCGUAAAAAAAUUGUUCCAAUUCAAUUAGAAAGUUUAGUAUGCUCAUAUAAUGAGCCAGCGUAUAUAUGAAUUGCAUUGAAACGAGCAGUUUCAUAAAUAUAGAUUCGAUCUUAUAAACUCGAAAAACUUGGAAAUAUAAGGCGAAAAUGCAAAAUAAUAAGUGUACAUCAAAUAAUGAUAAGUAUAAUAAAUAUAAGCCCAUUAGAACUUCUUUCAGUUUAUAAAAAAAAAGCUUCAUUUAACUUCAUGAUCCAUUAUAUCAAAGGUGACAUUUCAGAAAUUUAGAACAAGUAAUGUUGAUUAUAACUCUAUGUAACUAAUUUGAGCAUAUUAGAACAUAGCUCUAAAAGUAUCCGAUUCUAGUCAUAUUUUCAUUAAAAGGAAUUUAAAAUAUGUAUAGUUUAAAAGUUGUAGUUGUAAAAGCAGUGCAAUGUUUUAAAUGUAAAUAGAUUUUAGUAAAAGUGUGUAAAAAGGCAAACAACCGUAUAAUCGGUAGUCUGUGAUAACAUUUUAACUACGUAUUAUAAAUUUGCAAUAUAUAGAUGUAUUUUUGAUCGUAUUAGUUGAUAAGCAUUCCGUUAAUCCUUUUUCCAAAAGAUUUUCUUGAAUAUUAUUUGUUUACUUCGAGGGUUGAUAAAAAAGGUUACUAGUCGAAUAAUAGUGAUUUAUGCAACAAGUAAGUAAAGUAAUACUUUUUUUCACGAAUAGGAAAGCAAUUCCUACGAGUGAAAAAAAUUACUUUACUAACAAUAAUUUUCUACGUCCGUAGGCUUAAAAAAUUCGACAAAACUUUUAUCAAUUUUUAUUGUGUAUAAGUAAUAUUAGAAAUACAACUGUGAGCAUUAUUAAUUCGAAGUGAAGAAGAAGUUACAUUACUAUUGGUACUUGAAUUGGCAACGAGUUCAAAGAAACAACAUCGUCUACAGUUGUAUUAGUACUAGUAUUUACAAUGUUGUUUCCGUUAAAAUUCUCACUGCGGAAUCCUUUUUGUUUUUUAUUCACAACCCUCCGCAACUGUGUUGGAUUUCCACCCACCUUGCUUCUUUGGUUGAAUUAUAUCACCAUCGGAAUCCACUAAUAGAGAGGCCGAAGAUCGUCGAAAUGUAUGCCCAGUGUAGUUUUUUGGAUUAAGUAAAUUCAAAUAUGUUGCGAUAAGCGAGGGAAUUUUUGAAAAGAUAUUGAUACCUACAAUUUGUGUAUUGCAUUUUCCGUUUCUAUACGGAAAAAAGAAAUUAUCUGUUCUGACAUUUGUGGAUCGUUGGUUUUUAUAUUUUUAUAAAUGUUUACCAAGUUUAAUCUAUUGUCAGAUAUUUCACCAAUAACAGUAAAUCGACGUUAGACAUGAGUUUUUAUAUCAGGUACUGUAAUAAUUAAAACAUUUCCGGUAUUAUUGAUAUCGUUACACUUCAUUUUAUAUAAUUCCUCACUCCGCAGAGCUCCUUCCAUUGCGAUUAUGAAAGAUGUUACAAUGAAUAUCUAAGCUUACAUUAAAAUUUUUUGCUGCUAUACCUUAUGCUUGAGAUUAUGAUCAUCUGGAGCUUGUAACAGAAACUUAAAUUCUUCACGGACAAAUGUUUUAGAUUUUUUGGGUCUAUAGCCAACUGAUUUUCAAAUAUGCAAUGAGUUUCGACUAUUUACUGAUGUCUACAUUGUUAUUUACCAUUAGGGUGCCUUUCAGUUUUGAAUAAGUCGACCAAAGUGUUAAAGCCUCCCACAUUUUGGAUUUAGUUUCAAAGUAAGCUAGUAACACUCUUUAUUUAAAGCUGUGUAUGCCUUUUUUAGUACGCCUCUCCAUAAAAGAAUUAUAUUCCUUUAAAUACUGUUCCCUGGAUUUCUCGGAAAGAAGAUUCAUAGUCGCUGCAGUUGCCGAUUCGACACCAUCUUCUUGUGUGCAGCUUAAACUUUCUUCACUGUUACUCUCCAUCAAUAAUAAUAAUAAUAUUACACUCCUUUUAAUUAGAUACAAAACGGAUUUUCUUGAACGAAUAUAAAGAAAUAAAAGUGUAACAGUUUAUCGGAGAAACGAAGCAUUCACAGUCCACUAUUUUGAUAAAACAAUUUUAUAAUUGCGUUAACGUUUCGGCACUUUUUUUAAUGCAAAAGUGUGAAAAAAUUAACCGCUACGGUACUUUUUUCGCCCUUUUUAACCGAUUCAGAAAUUACAUUUUUUAUGAAUGCAAAUGAAUGAAAAAUAAAACGUGAAUAUUAUAACGGACGUAGAAAAAAAAUAUAAUAAUGGCAUUAAACAAAACAUAAAAUACAAAAGGGCAUAUCGACGACUUACUUUCAGAACCUCCUAAGUCAGUUUUGACUAAUUUUACAGGAGGGAUAAAAAAUCGAUAUGUAGCGCCAUACACCCAUUACUAAGCUUUGAUUAACCAAUAAAUACAGUUGAUUAAGACUUGUUUACAAUGAUUUCUACUAAAGAAUAUAAUUAUAAACUUUAUAGUCAGACAUACAAGGUUUUUAACCAAAAUAACAAGACGUUCUAGAAACAAGUAGGUUUUAUUUGUUUUCAAUUCUGGCUAUAUUCUAAUCAUAAUUGAGUAACGAACAAAAUUAGAAGAAUGAAAUAAAAAUAAUUAUAAUUGAAAGAAUAAAUAUAUAAAAUAAUAUUAUCAGACACUUCACACUUUGAACAAUUAAUCUUCUUUAAACGCUAGAGUCAUGACACAUUGUAUUUUAAUGCCGGAAAGUUUUUGAAAUAUCUAUGAUUUGAAUAUUCAACUUAAUAGGCCGAUUUAAAAGCAGCAAUAUACCCAUAAGGCGAAUAAAUUUCUCUAUUACCGAUUCUUCAAUUCAAUCAUUCACUAUCUACCUAAAAUUCAGCUGCAAGACAAGUAUCGUCAGUCUCCAAUAGGAAAAAACAAAAUUUUUCCACUAUAUGUAAUUAUCCAAUGUUGCGGCUUCUAUCCUUUUUUAUAAUCCCUUGUAUUUGAAAUUUGUAAAAUAUACAAAAAUCCAAUUGUAUUUAAUAUAUUAUAAUUUUAAUAGUGAAAACAUAUUCGUUCUGUUUUCAUUCAUUAUGCAACAAUUUGCAAUUUUUUCUGAAAAAUCACUUAAUAAUUAAAUAGAAAAUCAAGACCUAGCUUCAGGCUAUUAAAUUGUUCCAAAAUAAUAAAAAAGUAACAAUGGUAGCAAAUUAUAACUGGCGUUGUAUUACACCAUUGAGAACUCACAUUUGCCUAUACGAGGACUGGCUAUUAAAUAACAAGACUGCGCGCCUAGAGGGCGCCCUAGACGAGUAGGGUAAAAAACGAGUAUGUAGAUAUCUUGUCUAUGUACGUCCCAAAACACGUUUCCGUCACUAUUCUAGUAUUUGUGCAUUAUCGGUUUGAAACGGACGUGUUUUUUUCUCGUGCCGAAAAACAGGAGUAACGUAUCAAUCUCAAAUUUAUCGUUAAAAAUUGAAAAAAAAACUCUGACUGAGUGCUAUAAAUUGUUACAAGAGGCCUAUGGAGCAAUUGUCUAUCUCGUGGAUAUGCUUUUUAGUAGUGUAAGCGCUUUAGUGAGGAUCGAGAGAGCACUGAAGAUGACCAGCGCCCAGGUCGCCCUAUAACUAUUUCAACUAACAAAAAUCAACAAAAUUGUGCAUAUAGAUCGUCGAAUGAGCAUCCGGAUGAUUGCCGAGGCUCUAAACACCGAUAAAAAAACGGUUAGAAAAAUUUUACACGAGUAAUUACACAUGACAAAAGUCUUAGCGAAGUUGGUGCUAAAAAAUCUAACGCAAUAGCUCUUGCGUCGACGGGUCCUUGAAAGGUUAGAAAAAGAACUGCCUAGAAAGGAACCCUGCUUUGAGUCGAUGGAAGCGGUAAAGCUAAAAACGGCGAGGGAAGAGGAGUAUAUUGAAGGGGAGCAUUUGAAUGUAGAAUCAUUUUUAUAAUAAAACCCUCUUCCGUAACCAGUCUAGUUAUUUAAUAGACAGACCUCGUAUUAAAACUCAUUAUACAGAUAAAUCACAUUGUUUAAAUUUCGUCAAUCACCAAGAUCCAAAACAAUUUAUAGAAAAAUGUUUUUUUUUCAGUACAACAAACUAAAAAUUAGCCCUAUGUGUACAUAAUAUGUAUAAUAAAUGAUAAUUGUAGUUAUAUGUUGUAGGGCUUAUUAUAAACGCCUAACCAAAAAUUAAACUUUAGAUGAGAUAUAAAUGUUCACCAAAAUAUCAUAGAUAUAAAACUAGUCGAAAAAAUUUAUGUCAAAGAGGCCGUUUUAUUACAGAGCCGCACAAAAAUUACUGAUGUAAUUGAUAUGUAUAAAUGUUGUGUAUUUAUUAUAAAAUAUACUCCAUUACCAAAAA
Molecule: messenger RNA, 7657 nt
Organism: Diorhabda carinulata
Lineage: Eukaryota; Metazoa; Arthropoda; Insecta; Coleoptera; Chrysomelidae
Gene: Ets65A
Product: DNA-binding protein D-ETS-3
Exons: 9
Coding region: 157-1233 (358 amino acids)
Biological process (GO): cell differentiation; regulation of transcription by RNA polymerase II
Cellular component (GO): nucleus
Molecular function (GO): sequence-specific DNA binding; DNA-binding transcription factor activity, RNA polymerase II-specific
Source: RefSeq, a predicted model, not a curated record